AUUGCCUCACCAACUCGUCUCACCCUAUUCCGGUCCAGUACUGGACUGCCAGCGGGACAGCACUAUCCUUUCCCCCCGGUUCUGGAGGCCGCACCCCACAAGCUAUGGAGGUGCUCGUCCUAACUGGAUACCACGCGCAGAAGGACGACGAGCUGAGUGUGGCGCCCGGGGACGUGGUCCGGCAGGUGUGCAACGGGCCGGCCCGAGGCUGGCUACGCGGAGAGCUGGGGGGCCAGUGUGGGCUCUUCCCCGAGCACCUGGUGCAGAAAAUCCCGAAGAGUCUGCGUUGUGCGGGGGAGGUGCCCAGACCGCGCUUUGCGCGCCGCACAGGUGACCUCAGUAAAUCUAGGGGUCCUAAGAGAUGGUGCAAAGUGAACUUCAACUACAGCCCGGAGCAGCCAGACGAGCUGAGGCUGCAAGCUGGGGAGAUUGUGGAAAUGAUAAAGGAGAUUGAGGACGGCUGGUGGCUGGGGAAGAAGAAUGGGCAGCUGGGAGCCAUCCCAUCCAACUUUGUGGAGUUGCUGCACAGUGGGCCCCCAAGCCUUGGCAACUCAGACAUGCCUUCAGUUGUGCCAGGUCUGGAGCGGCCCUCCAAGCUGAGCAGCAUGACCUAUGACAGCCCUCCAGACUACCUGCAGACAGUCUCCCACCCUGAGAUCUACAGGGUCCUGUUUGACUACCAGCCUGAGGCCCCAGAUGAGUUGGCGCUGAGAAGGGGGGAUGUGGUCAAAGUACUGAGAAAGAUCACAGAGGAUAAGGGCUGGUGGGAAGGGGAGUCUCAAGGCAGAAGAGGAGUUUUCCCAGACAACUUUGUGCUCCCACCACCCCCUGUCAAAAAGCUGACCCCACGGACAGUAGCGCCUCGAGACUCAGCUCUUAUUAAGGAAACCAAACUGAAAAAGAUAAUGCCCAAAACUACCCUCCCUGCUGUCAAGAAGCUGGUGACAGCACCCAGUGGGCCUAGCAAAGUCAAGCCAUUUCGGACACCCACUGGAGACUAUUUGAAGCGCCCCUCCCGAGACCCUGGCUCCAGUAGCAACUUUCUCAGCGGGAAUCCAGGCCACCCUGGCAGGAAGAGAUCCAAAGUCCAGGCUUCCCGGCAGUACUCUUCAGCCAGUCCGGAAAAAAAGCACAGCAACCUAAUAAAGACCCUGCCUCUGAAUAAGACCGUGGACAAGACCCCUAUCCCAGAGAAGACUCCUGUCCUCAAGACCCUCACUCCACUGAAAACCCUGACUCCAGAUAAGGUCCCCAGCCCAGAGGAGGCACUGGCUCUGCAGGACAAAACCCCUGCCCCAGAAGCAGUUCCUGUCCUAGAGGAGACCCUGACUCUGGAGGAUGAGGUCCCCAUCCCAGAUAGGGAUUUUUCUGUGGAUGAGACCCCGACCCCAGAAGUCCUACCUGAAGAUGAAGCCCUGUACUCAACUCUGGGCCCUACCCAAAAAAACUUGGCUGUGGAACAAGAGCUCCCUGAGGAGCUCUCCAUUCAAGACAACUCCAAGCUGCAUCAUUUCUCUCCAGAGGAGGCCCUGGCAAAGGGCAAGAAGCUACUUGUGACCAGUGAGGCGCAAUCCCACAAGGAGGUCCCCAGGUUAGAGGAGCCCCCCCUCUUAAUGGCGAAACAUUCGAGUGAGAGGGACGUCUCCCCACCCCAGCCAGAGCCCAUGCCUGCCAGUGGGGACGCCCACCCCCAAGGAGAGGUUCCAGCCUUUCUGCAGGAAGCACCUGCCACGGGUGAAACUACCUUGGAAGUGGGCUCCCUCCUCCAGGAAGAGGUGCCCCCGAAUGAGGAGGCAGCCCUCCACAAGACAACUCCGGCUCAGGAACAUCCUGUCAAGACCACGGGGACUCCAAACCCGCAGGAGGGACCCACCCUUCAAAAUCCCACGGACAGUGCAAACAAUGAAAGUGAUAGACACUUAACACUUCAAGACGAGGUCGAGUCUUUAAAGAGGUCGUUGGAGCAGAUGGGGGUGCAGCUGGAGAAGAAACUCAACCAAAUCUGGGAGGAACUGAAGAACGAGAGGAAGCAGCGGCAGAGACUGGAGGUUCACUUGCGGCGGGAGAACCGGGAGCCCAGCGCACGCAGCUCUGUGCAGACGCAAACGCAUCCGUCCUGAGGGCGGGCCCGGGAGGGACGGAGGAGGGACCGGCUGGGGGAGGGGGUGCCUGGCCCCGGCCACCUACAUCUUUUGCAAACAGCUUGGGGGAAACACCGGAAAGUAAAGUGCGGUGAACGCA
Molecule: messenger RNA, 2241 nt
Organism: Erinaceus europaeus (western European hedgehog)
Lineage: Eukaryota; Metazoa; Chordata; Mammalia; Eulipotyphla; Erinaceidae
Gene: MNMIP1
Product: SH3 domain containing 21
Exons: 16
Coding region: 105-2120 (671 amino acids)
Molecular function (GO): protein binding
Source: RefSeq, a predicted model, not a curated record